Molecule: messenger RNA, 1284 nt
Organism: Xyrichtys novacula (pearly razorfish)
Lineage: Eukaryota; Metazoa; Chordata; Actinopteri; Labriformes; Labridae
Source: the annotation of a GenBank genome assembly
AUGGAGUCAGAAAUGGAGUUCCUGCAGUGCCACUUCAACUGGGAUCUGGAGACCAGCAGGUCCAGACUGUUAAAUCUCAGAGACAAGCUGGAGGACAUCGGCACAGAGACGGGAAACAGAUGGCUCGGUCACAUUUACAACCUGUGGGGGUUCAUCCAGUUCAAGCUGGAGGAAUAUGAGGAUGCAAAGAGAUUGUUCAACAAGGCUGCAGAGGCCUUCAGUGAGCUGAGACAUGCAGAUGAGGGUCCCUGGUUGGUAGUGAACUAUGGGAACCUGGCCUGGCUGCACCACCACCUGAGAGAGCAUGCAGAGAGUCAGGAUUACCUGUCAAAGGUAGAUGCCCUGAUGGAGAAAUACCCAUCUCCAUCCCAGAGCGAGCUCCACCCAGAGAUCUACGCUGAAAAAGCCUGGACUCUGAUGAAUUUUGGUGAGGAUAAAAACCUGGUUACAUUUUACUUCCAGGAGGCCAUCAGGAUGCAGCCGGACAUGGUGGAGUGGAACACCAGCCAUGUUUUAAACUUGGUGGAUAAGCACAGCCCCACAGGAGUGGACACUGACCUCCUGGAGAAAAUGAGAGCUGCGAAGGAACAGGAUCCAGAGAACCUGUACCUUGUCGGUAUCUACCUUGAACAACUUGCAAAGAAAGGUGAAAAUUUUGAAUAUGAAGCAGUUCAAUUGGCCAAAAAGGUGUCAAUGAAUCCUGUCAGCAGCUACAGCGGUUUGAGGGUGGUGCUGAGGUUUUACCGAAACCAUGUAUCUGCCGAUGAAGCCAUUGGUUUUGCAGAGAGGGCUCUGAACAAACAUCCAGAGGAGCGGUACCUGAAGAGGUGUGUUGCGGUCUGCUAUAAAUGGAAGAUCAUUUAUUCCGGAGAGAGCUGCCCUCAACAAAGCACCUGGGACAGAGCAAUCAGUCUCCACGAGGAGCUGCUGUCUCUUUACCCUCACUCUAAUUUGAUGAAGAAAAUAGAUCUCGCUUCUAUAUGCGCCAAAACAAGUGACAGCAAGGAGAAAGCCGAGCAGAUCUACCAGGAACUGCUUCUGAGUGAUCUGGAUGCUGCAGACAAGCAGAUGCUUUACAACCACUAUGCUUACCAUUUAUACUACGAUCAACAGAACUCCAGAGGGUCAAUACAAUACCACAUGAAAGCAGCAGAGAUAGCACAUCAGUCCUUCUAUCGAGACAGCAGCAUCAACUGUUUAAGGAGGAUUAAAGACCGGAACAGGCACACAAUGUGUCCAGAAAUAGGGGAGUUCCUACGAAGUCUGUCAGAGGCGGUUUCUUAG